CAAAGAUAAGAACAAGCGGAACCUUGCGGAACCGAACGCAAUCGAUCAACGCAGCGAUCACUCAUGAAAACACCAAGAGAUGCAAUGGAGGCUCACUCUAGGAACCAGGAUUCCAAGGACAAAGAGGUUCGGCAGGUCAACUCGUCGGGUCAAGUCAAGUCGCAUGUCGCACGAAGUGCAUUUUCCACAGGACAACGUAUUACAAGUGACCGAUUGUCUCCGACACUGUCACAUUUACAUGCGCUGCACGGUGGUGGCCUGGUGGGGCUGCGGGACCUCCGCGGGACCCCCGCGGUGGGUGGUGGGGGAGCCACCCUGCGGCAGCAUCACUCCUGGGCCUGCCCCGUGGCCCUGGGCACGGUGGGCCAAAUUCAAUUGCAGAUGGUUGCUCGGGGCGCUGUCCCAGCCCCUGGCUAG
Messenger RNA from Volvox carteri f. nagariensis, 417 nucleotides. RefSeq lists its product as uncharacterized. The record is from RefSeq and is a predicted model, not a curated record. Lineage: Eukaryota; Viridiplantae; Chlorophyta; Chlorophyceae; Chlamydomonadales; Volvocaceae. The transcript is spliced from 2 exons. The coding region runs from base 64 to 417 and encodes 117 amino acids.